Babjeviella inositovora NRRL Y-12698 is the source of this 1080-nucleotide messenger RNA. Its product is annotated as tRNA-5-taurinomethyluridine 2-sulfurtransferase. NCBI's taxonomy places the organism in Eukaryota, Fungi, Ascomycota, Pichiomycetes, Serinales. Gene Ontology annotation, biological process: tRNA wobble position uridine thiolation. The record is from RefSeq and is a predicted model, not a curated record. Gene Ontology annotation, molecular function: sulfurtransferase activity. The transcript has a single exon. Gene Ontology annotation, cellular component: mitochondrion. Bases 1 to 1080 code for a protein of 359 amino acids.
AUGUCUUCCGGCGUGGACUCCUCCGUCUGUGCCGCGCUAUAUGCCGCUAAAUACAAGAAUGUCAAGGGGGUUUAUAUGGCCAACUGGUCUCAGACGGCAAAGUGCACCGAGGCUGAGUGGAACGAUGUGCAGCGGGUGUGUGAGAAACUCCGCAUCCCGUGCGAGCGGGUCAACUUUGAGAAGGAGUACUGGAUGGACGUUUUCCAGCCCAUGGUCGAGAUGUACGAGCGCGGCUUGACACCCAACCCAGAUGUGGGCUGUAACCGCUACGUCAAGUUUGGCAAGAUGAUUGAACAUUUGACCAGAACCCGGACGGAACACAAGAACUGGUGGUUGGCUACCGGCCACUAUGCCCGGAUGCUCACUCACAAGGAGUCUGGCGAGCCCCACUUACUCAGAGGGUCCUACACGAACAAAGAUCAGAGCUAUUAUCUCUCCAUGUUGCCGAAAGCCGCGAUGGGCCGUCUUCUCUUUCCUAUCGGGCACUACACGAAGCCCGAGGUGCGCGAGCUUGCAAAGAGCUUCGAGCUUCCCACGGCGGAGAAACCCGAUUCGGUGGGCUUAUGUUUUGUCUCGCAGGAUGGCUCCUUCAGGGACUUUCUCAACGACUAUAUCUCGCCAAAACCUGGUAACAUCAUCACGGAAGACGGCACGGUGCACGGGCGACACAACGGGAUCUGGCACGCCACAAUAGGGCAGAAGUCGGGUAUUUCCUUGCCACAGGGUGACCCGCGUUAUAAGGGUGUUUGGUUUGUCAGCGCGAAGCGAUACAAGACAAACGAGAUUGUCAUCGUCAAGGGCGGAGACAACGCUGCAUUGUUCUCCCGCAUGGUGGUGGCCAGCGACUGGAACUGGGUCGGGGAGAUGAGUAAAGAGAAAAUGCCACCGAGUGGAGAGUUGUCGGUGCAGUAUAGAUCGCUCCAGGCGCCGUGCGCGGUGGAGUCCUUCGUGGUAAAGGACGGCACGGUGGAGUGCAGGUUUAAGGAGGGGGCGCGGGCAAUUGCGCCUGGCCAGAAUCUCGUGCUCUACCACGGCGAGCGGGUUCUCGGGGCGGGGUUGAUUGUGGGGGCGACAGAAUAG